This is a messenger RNA of Sparassis crispa, 774 nucleotides long. RefSeq names its product Adenylate kinase. The transcript is spliced from 4 exons. The record is from RefSeq and is a predicted model, not a curated record. Gene Ontology annotation, biological process: ADP biosynthetic process. Gene Ontology annotation, cellular component: mitochondrion; cytoplasm. Lineage: Eukaryota; Fungi; Basidiomycota; Agaricomycetes; Polyporales; Sparassidaceae. Bases 1 to 774 code for a protein of 257 amino acids. Gene Ontology annotation, molecular function: ATP binding; AMP kinase activity.
AUGGCUGUCUCGGACGAACUCGAAUACCUGAAGUCGCUCGUUUCUCAACUGAACGAGAAGAUUGAGGCAUUGGAAGCGAGGGCAAAGGAUGCGGUCACCGGUCCCAAAACGCCAGCGCAGCAGUUGCGGACAAUCCUCAUCGGCCCUCCCGGCGCAGGCAAGGGGACACAGGCUCCCCGCAUUCGGGACCAAUUCUGCGUCUGCCAUCUCGCGACCGGUGACAUGUUGCGCGAGCAGGUCGCUAAGAAGACUAAACUCGGCGCCGAGGCGAAGAAAAUCAUGGAUGCAGGUGGUCUUGUCAGCGACGAUAUCAUGGUCGGCAUGAUCAAGGACCAGCUGGAACACAAUAAGGCUUGCAAGAAUGGCUUCGUGCUCGACGGCUUCCCGCGGACAGUCCCCCAAGCUGAGAAGCUGGACUCCAUGCUCGAGACUCGUAAGGAGAAGCUUGACUCGGUUAUCCAGCUCGUCAUCAACGACCAACUGCUCAUCUCUCGGAUUACCGGCCGGCUCAUUCACCCUUCCAGCGGACGGACAUACCACAAGGAGUUCAGCCCUCCUAAGAAGUCUGGCGUGGACGACGUGACUGGCGAGCCCCUGGUGCAGCGUUCGGAUGAUAACGUCGAGGCGCUCACCAAGCGGCUAGGUGUCUUCCACUCGCAGACGGGACCUGUCGUCGAAUACUACAAGAAGAAGGGGCUCUGGCAUCCAAUCGACGCCGCUCAAUCACCGAGCGUGGUGUGGGAUAACUUGAGCAAGGUCUUCAAGGCCUCAUAG